UGCUGGGAAUCCUCUGACCCCAUUUCUGCAUUCCUGUGCCCAAAUCAUUGCCUUGGGGCCCCCACCACGUGUGCCCACAGCUCACCCUGUCAGCUGGCUGGGAAAUUAGCCUCCAUCAAGUUAAUUGCCGAAGCGCUCAAAGCCUGAAAUUAAACAUUAAAGCUGUCACUCGCAGGCACAGAGCGAUCCCCCCCUUCAGCAAAAGGCAAUUCCAGCUGUCCAAAGCGGGGAGAUGGAUUCCCCAGCUCGGGGCACGGAGCAGCUGGUGGCCGUCCCCAUCAGCGCUGUGGGAUGUGUCCCCGUGUCACAGGGUUGGGGACACGAUCGCCUUCUCCUUGGCCCCGCAGUGACGCACCAUCCCGGCGGGGAAAUGCAUCCUGAAUGGGGCUGAGCCCCCCUGCACGGGAAUAUGCAGCGUCGGCGCCGCGGGAGCAGCACCGGGGCAGCGGCCGGCGGCCGGCGGAAUGGUGGCAACCUUCAAGAUCGCCGUGCUGGGAGCCCAGGGCGUGGGCAAGAGUGCCAUAGUCCGGCAGUUCCUCUACAACGAGUUCAGCGAGGUCUGCGUGCCCACCACGGCCCGCCGGGUCUACCUGCCCGCCGUCGUCAUGAACGGCCACGUGCACGACCUGCAGAUCAUGGACUUCCCGCCCAUCCCCGCCUUCCCCGUCAACACCCUGCAGGAGUGGGCAGACGUGUGUUGCCGGGGGCUCCGGAGCGUCCAUGCCUACAUCCUGGUCUAUGACAUCUGUUGCUUUGACAGCUUCGAGUACAUCAAAACCAUCCGCCAGCAGAUCCUGGAAACAAGGGUCAUCGGCACCUCGGAGACUCCCAUCAUCAUCGUGGGCAACAAGCGGGACCUGCAACGGGGACGGGUGAUCCCGCGCUGGAACGUCUCCAACCUGGUGAAGAAGACGUGGAAGUGUGGCUACAUCGAGUGCUCGGCCAAGUACAACUGGCACAUCCUGCUACUCUUCAGUGAGCUCCUGAAGAGCGUGGGCUGUGCCCGCUGCAAGCACGUCCACACCACCAUCCGCUUCCAGGGGGCCCUGCGCAGGAACCGAUGCACCAUCAUGUGAGCCCCCCACGCCACUGUGCCCCCACAGGACACCCGUUUCCAUUGGGGUGACACUGCACUGGGGACACCUCAGUUGUCUCUUCCCUACAAUGGCUUUUGGGGACGCAGUGACCACCGUUGGGUUGGACCAGGGUGGAGAUGCCACAGUUGUCCAUUGAGUCCCAAUGGGCUCUGCUUCUCUGCACAAACAGAGCUGCUUGGGGGCAGCCACGCUGUCCCACAGACCUCACGUCCCCACAUUAGGGUUUCUCACUGCAUCGCCUCCAUGGGCUCCUGCUGCUCUGUGCCCAUCCUGGGCAGUCUGGUUUGAUUCCCCUUCCCCAAAGUGCUCUUUCCACUCCCACCAGCUCCCUUUCCUCCAAGCCUCAUCCUCUCCCUACAUGCCCCAGCUCCACAGAGGCUGUGCCAGCCCUGCCCUUGGUUUCAGGGGCAAAGUUGCUGCCAUGAAUGCUGGGCACAGCUCAGCAUCCCAAAUUCAGAUCCAGGGUGGAUUUGUCCCCAGCAGAGCCUCCCCCAGGGGAAGGUGACAUCCAUCCA
This is a messenger RNA of Numida meleagris (helmeted guineafowl), 1612 nucleotides long. It is a transcript of the gene RASL10B, whose product is annotated as RAS like family 10 member B. Gene Ontology annotation, molecular function: GTP binding; GTPase activity. The transcript has 3 exons. NCBI's taxonomy places the organism in Eukaryota, Metazoa, Chordata, Aves, Galliformes, Numididae. Bases 465 to 1076 code for a protein of 203 amino acids. The record is from RefSeq and is a predicted model, not a curated record.